AUGAAUCUGGGGCAGCUUCCCCUGCAUCUUCAAAUUGGUCAUUUACGCGAGAUUCUUUCGUCCAAUCGUACUCUCACAAGUGUGCUCACCCGUGCUGCCAGCCUCGGUUUACCCAAUUGGUACCUCGCUGGUGGCGCAUUGUCGCAGACAAUCUGGAACAGCGUCUCUAAACUCCCAUGUGAAACUGGGAUUCGCGACUAUGAUCUCGUCUACUACGACGCUUCAGACUUGUCGUACGAAGCAGAAGAUCUCUUCAUUCAGGCUGGGAAGCGGCACUUUGACGACAUGUCUGUAGAGGUUGAAAUCCGAAAUCAGGCACGUGUCCAUUUGUGGUAUGAGAAGAAGUAUGGGAUUCCAUGUCCACCACAUGCGAGUGUCGAGGCUGGAAUAGAUACAUGGAUAUCUACAAGCGCAAUGCUGGGCGUGAGGAUAGACGAAAUGGGAGAGUGGAUCGUCUAUGCUCCGCGAGGAUUGUCUGACUUUUUCAACCUGGUGGUGAGACCCAAUCCAGUGCUGGGGAAAAGAGACGCAUAUGACAAGAAGGUCAAGCGGUGGAAGGCGAUAUGGCCAAACCUUAUAGCCGAGCCGUGGCCGGCAGAUAUGCAACAAGCACCCUAA
Molecule: messenger RNA, 618 nt
Organism: Cladophialophora psammophila CBS 110553
Lineage: Eukaryota; Fungi; Ascomycota; Eurotiomycetes; Chaetothyriales; Herpotrichiellaceae
Exons: 1
Coding region: 1-618 (205 amino acids)
Source: RefSeq, a predicted model, not a curated record